AACGAAGAAGACUCUUGUCGCUACAGACCGGAAGAAGUGGAAAAGCUUCUAGAAAGGUUUUGAGUAUCAGGCUGUCAUCGUGUGUAGGGAGGUGAUUUAUUAAAACGAAUUUCUUCUUAGACGCUUGUCCUGUACUAAACCAUGGGAACUGAUAGAAGGAUUAGUCGUAGUGAACGUACUGGAAGAUAUGGUUCUGAUGGACGCAAACACGAUCCAGAGUGGUAUGGAAAACGAAGCAGAGAUGUGGAAAAGGAUUAUGAUCGGCGCUGGGUCCAUGAUAGGUACAAAGACUAUUGUGAUGAACGCAGGGACCGAGACAGUCCAGAGAGGGGCCGAAAACGACGCAGCAGCAGCAGAUCUGAUGAUGAAUAUGAUGGUGAAUAUCUAGAGCAGGACUACAAAAUGGAGCAGGAGGAGGAGGAGGAGAGCAAAACCAUAAUGCUGAGGGGGCUCCCUGUACAUGUCACGGAAGAUGAUAUCCGUACAGCUCUGGAGCAGCUACAGGGACCACAGCCUGUGGACAUACGUUUGAUGAAGAAAAGGACAGGUAUAAGCCGAGGUUUCGCCUUCGUGGAGUUUUAUCACUUGCAAGAUUCUACCCGAUGGAUGGAGACCAAUCAGAACAAGUUGGUGAUCCAGGGGAAAACCAUCGCUGUGCAUUACAGCAACAGGAAGCAGAAGUUUGAAAACUGGCUUUGCAAUGCUUGUGGUCUGUACAAUUUUCGGAAGAGGCUGAAGUGUUUCAGGUGUGGCACGUCAAAAGUUGGUGAGUCUACUGGUGUAAAUGGUUUAAAUGUUGAGUCUCAACAGCCGGGAGAAUACAGUGGAGACACGAUCAUUUUGAGGAACAUUGCCCCUCUCUCUACUGUUGAUGGAAUUUUGAACUUACUGGCACCGUACGCCAACCUGUCCACCAACAACGUCCGCCUCAUCAAAGACAAGCAAACGGGACAGAACCGAGGCUUCGCCUUUGUCCAGCUCUCAUCCCCGCUGGAGGCUUCUCAGCUGCUCACCAUUCUCCAGAGCCUUCAGCCACCUCUGAAACUGGAUGGGAAAACAGUCGGCGUGGAUUUUGCCAAAAGUGCUAGAAAAGACUCAGUGCCGCCUGAGGGGAUCAGAGCCAGCGCUCUCUCUGUUGCCAGCACAGCCAUUGCUGCUGCUCAGUGGUCAUCCAGUCAGUUGCAGCAAAGCUCGGGUGCAGCUUCAGAUCAGAUUGUUUUUCCAGAGAGUUAUGCAAACAUGUGGCCACAGCAGCCUGAAGGACUGGUUCCUGUCGUUGGAGAUGGAUUACUUGGAGCGGCUCCAGGAAUGGCGUCUGUGAUCCCUGCAUCUACAGCUGUGGUCAUAUCCCAGGCAGCUCAGGUCUACCAGCCCGUCAUAAUCAGUCAGCCUGCUGUUCAGACACAUCCACUAGCUGUUGCAGCACAACAGGCUGCUAGUGUUUGCACCACAUCACUCACAACACCAGCAUCUUCCACUGUUGCAGCAACGAUCUGUGCCGGGCCGACUGCUAACACAACAGCUGUCCCCGACACCUCCACGUACCAAUACGAUGAGUCUUCAGGUUACUAUUACGAUCCACAGACUGGCCUGUACUAUGAUCCUGGCAGCCAAUACUACUAUAACUCAGAGAGUCAGCAGUACCUUUACUGGGACAGCGAGAAGCAGGCGUACAUCCCUGCACUGAGUGAAUCCGGCACAAACACAGAACAAGCGUCCACAGCGAGCUCUGCAGCCACCUCCUUAACCACAGGCGGUAAAGAGCCCAAAGAGAAGAAAGAAAAGCCCAAAAACAAGUCUGCACAACAGAUUGCAAAGGACAUGGAGCGUUGGGCAAAAAGCUUAAAUAAGCAAAAAGAAAGCAUUAAGAGUACUGCCCAAGGGUUAGGAUCUUUUAAGGAUGAAGACAGAAAAGAGUCUGCGGCUGCAGAUGCAGGUUUCUCCCUCUUCGAGAAGAAGCAGAUCGGAAGCUUUGAGAUGCCGUCCCUCAUGACUGAACAAAUCAAGCUCGAGGUUGAGAUUUCGUCUAAGAGUGAUUUGGUCGCUGCCUACAAUGGGGACAGCGACCCAGAUGACAACGGCUCAGACCGAGCAGCGGAUGAGGAGGGGAAAAUGACCGACUGGAAGAAGAUGGUGUGUCUGCUGUGUCGGCGGCAGUUCCCCACCAAAGACGCUCUGCUGCGUCACCAGCAGCUCUCUGACCUACACAAGAAAAACUUGGAAAUUCAAAGAAGAGCUAAGCUUUCAGAAACGGAGCUGGAAGAGCUGGAGAGGAAGGAGGCUGAGCUGAAAUACAGAGAUAGAGCUGCAGAAAGAAGGGAGAAGUAUGGUAUUCCUGAACCUCCUGCACCUAAAAAGAAAUUUUACAAAGCACCAAGCCCAACAGUAAACUUUGAGCAGCCCACUAAAGACGGUUUAACAAGUGAUAAUAUCGGGAGCAAGAUGUUACAAGCGAUGGGCUGGCAGGAAGGUAAAGGUCUGGGACGUCACCAACAAGGCAUCACCGUUCCCAUCUCGGCUUCAUUAAGGACCAAAGGCACCGGUCUGGGCAUUAAAGGAAGCUCAUAUGAACUCUCACCAUCUGACACCUACAAGGAUGCUGUGCGUAAAGCCAUGUUUGCACGCUUCACAGAGAUAGAGUGAACUGUGGAGAAAGGUGAUUGCGCUGUGCUCUGAAAUCUUUAUCAUGUGGACAAAGGAUUUGGACACAUAACAUACCAGGAGAUUUUUCCACCUGUACAAACUUUUAACUGGAAUUUGUCUUGUUCGUUUAGGGAAAAUUUGGCUUUUUAUAAAGCUAGAUUUGUUUGUUUUCAGUGCACUUUACAUGUACAUUUUGUAUAUUGUUUGUACAUAAAAACUUAUGUAGAACAUCUGAAGCUUUGUUUUGUGAGAACCUCUAAGAGUCAGUGUGAUUAAAUAAACCUGCACAAACAA
Molecule: messenger RNA, 2937 nt
Organism: Oreochromis aureus
Lineage: Eukaryota; Metazoa; Chordata; Actinopteri; Cichliformes; Cichlidae
Product: RNA-binding protein 5-like
Exons: 24
Coding region: 142-2643 (833 amino acids)
Biological process (GO): mRNA splicing, via spliceosome
Cellular component (GO): nucleus
Molecular function (GO): RNA binding
Source: RefSeq, a predicted model, not a curated record